UUGCCGGGGCAUCAAUGACAUGCAUCCGACCAUAAUCACCAGUUACCAUCAAUCUAUGUAGUAGGUAACUCCCGUCGCAAUCACAAAUGUUGCAUCAUGUAGUAGGUGCGUAGUAGUUACUUUGGUCUUUGGUGCUCAUCAAGUCGCGUACAAACGAGCAAGUCUCCCUUUAAUUGCACCUCACAUUCCAGCAUACACCCAGUAAGCACCUUGACUUGAACCCCUCACCAGCUCGGGAUCUGGUUAUUCCCCAAGCCCACCCCACGCACACCAUUUGCCGGUUGAAAAAACAAAAGUGUCUGAAUGAUGGCAAAAGAGGGUCCUGCGUCUAGGCGAUGCAAGUCAACCUUUUUCGGGUACCCUGCCCUUGCAAAGAGUUGCAGCCAUCCGAGCCAGUACUCCAAAUCUGGCCGUCUUUCCGAGUCAAUUCGUUCCGCUUUGCCCCUCCCCACCGCAUCAGCAAUUUUUUGAGUCCAUCAGGCAGGCUUCACCCGGUGUGAUGCCUGUCCGACCACGCCAGGCGGACGGUCUGUUGCGGGGCAGCUCAGCUCGGCGAUGACGCCCGGUAUGCAAAAGCGGAAGGUUGAGGUAUAAAGGGGUCGUCUGCCCGGGAUGAAUGCGAUUUGGCCACGAAACGCAUUUAACCGGUUGGAGCUUCUUUUACACACAUCUCAAGCAAGCCCGACCAGGAUUGCCCAUCCAGAUACCGUACGUACAUUGCAUCGACCCUAUUACCUUUGUAUCGAUCCACAAUGCCUCUCCCACACGGCGUCUACCGCGCAGACCACGUCGGGUCUUUCCUCCGCCCCAAGGAGGUGCUCGCGGCUCGUGAGGCUGCCUCCAAGAACGAGAUCAGCCGCCAACAGCUUCGCGAGGUAGAGGAUAAGCACAUUGCCGAGGUGGCCAAAUCGCAAUCGACCAAUGGCCUCCGCUCCAUCACCGACGGCGAGUACCGCCGCGCCUGGUUUCACAUCGAUUUCCUCGUCAACCUUGAUGGCGUUGCGCACAUCAGCGACGGCAACAUGGCAUCUACCAAUAUCACCACACACGGCAUGACGCCCCCCAAGCUGGCCGUGGUCGGCAAGCUGGGCCACUCCAAGCCCAUCCAGGUGGAUGACUUCAAGCACCUCGAGGCUCAGAUCCCCGCCGACUUGAAGGACAAGGUCACAACCAAGGUCUGCAUCCCGUCUCCCACCAUGGUGCACUUCCGCGGUGGCCGCGAAGCCAUCGAUGACAAGGCCUACCCUACUCUCGAGCCCUUCUUCGAGGACCUGAUCGCCGUCUACCGCGCCGAGAUCCGUGACCUGUACGCCGCCGGCUGCCGCUUCCUGCAGCUAGAUGACACGAACCUGGCCUACCUGUGUGACAAGGGCAUGCGUACCGAGGCCGAGAAGAGGCACGGUGACCCCAACGCCUUGGCCGAGCAGUACGCCAAACUCAUCAACGACGCCAUCGCCGAGAGGCCCAAGGACAUGAUCAUUGGCAUCCACCUCUGCCGUGGUAACUACCGUUCCCAGUGGUUUGCCGAGGGUGGUUACGAACCUGUGGCCGAGGUUUUGUUCAAGAAGCUCAACGUCGACGUCUACUUCCUCGAGUUCGAUGACCCUCGCUCAGGUGACUUUUCGCCGCUGCGCCACCUCCCUUCGGAGAAGAUAGUCGUCCUGGGUGUCAUGAGCAGCAAAAAGGCAGAGCUCGACGACCGCGAGGAAAUCGUGAGGCGACUGAACGAGGCCGCAUCAUACUGCCCUCGCGGCAUCGACCAGCUUUGCCUCUCACACCAGUGCGGCUUCAGCUCGACCGUCGAGGGUAACGAGUUGACCGAGGAGCAGCAAUGGGCCAAGGUCAGGCUCGAGGUUGAUAUUGCCAAGCAGGUUUGGGGUGAUGCUUAGAAAAAGUUUUGUAUAUGGAGGUUUUGUUUGGGCACGGCAUGCAUGGUGGAUUUGAUACCCGGUUUUGAUUAGGCUCAACCGACUAAAUACUAUAUAAAGCCAUCGGAGGUCAUGUUUUCCUGCUUCGCUUCCGUGCUCCCACCCUGCAACCACAUGAUCUAGACACUCACCCAACG
Molecule: messenger RNA, 2065 nt
Organism: Pyricularia oryzae 70-15
Lineage: Eukaryota; Fungi; Ascomycota; Sordariomycetes; Magnaporthales; Pyriculariaceae
Product: methionine synthase
Exons: 1
Coding region: 753-1889 (378 amino acids)
Molecular function (GO): 5-methyltetrahydropteroyltriglutamate-homocysteine S-methyltransferase activity; zinc ion binding
Source: RefSeq, a predicted model, not a curated record